GGGUCCGGGGGACAAGGACUUUGGAAAUGGACUUUGUGAAAGGAAGAGGACUUUUCUGGAGCCAUUCCAAGAGAUCAAAUUCAAGUACUCCUGGGAAGGAGGCCUCUGUGGGGAGAGAUGUCGCUAUUAUUCUUGGCCAAUGUGGGUCACGGCAAGGGGCCGAGGUGGCAGAAGCCCGCUCUGUCCCACCCCCACCCUAGACUCCUUUGGAUCUGUUCACUUGCCGGGCACCGUGCCAGCUGGGGAAGCUGGUGCAUCUUUAAUGAAGUCACCAGAUCCCUGGGACAGGCUCUCGGUCUCACCAAGUUCCUAAGCCAGACCCACUGGAUGCCCUCUGAGCCACUGCCUCCUGUACCUGGGCACCAGGCCCGUUUCCCCUGCAGCUAUGAGCCAGGCCUUCUGGAAAACCUACAAAUCCAAAGUGCUACAGACCCUGAGUGGGGAACCUGAGGAGGAUCUGGCAGAGGAGAGGGAGAACCCAGCUUUAGUGGAGUCUGAGACAGCAGAACCGACCUCAGAGGCCUUCAACCCCAUGUCACAGCUGGUCCGCCAGGUUCAGGGAGUCGGAGUGAAAGGUUGGCUGACAAUGUCAUCUCUGUUUAACAAAGAAGAUGAAGAUAAGCUGCUGCCACCAGAGUCCUGUGCUGACCACCCGCUGGCGGCGCAGGCCUCCGCGCGGGCGGCGGCGGCGGCGGCGGAGGCGGCGGCGGAGCCCCAGCCCCGGGGGCUCGGGUUCUGGGACGCGUUCGCCAGCAGGUGGCAGCAGCAGCAGGCGGCGGCGGCGUCCAUGCUGCGCGGCGCCGAGCCCGCCCCGGAGCGGGACCCCGAAGCCGGGGAGGAGGCCACGGAGGAGGCCGCGGAGCAACCCGAACCGCGGGGGACCGACGCGGCGGCCGACUUCAAGUGGGGCUUCCUGACCCACAAACUGGCCGAGAUGAGGGCGAAGGCUGCGCCCAAAGGUGACUAGCCGGACGGCCGAACUGGGCGCCCACGCCUCCUUUCCAACAUAAAAACC
Myotis myotis is the source of this 1015-nucleotide messenger RNA. RefSeq names its product chromosome unknown C1orf232 homolog (gene CUNH1orf232). Bases 386 to 967 code for a protein of 193 amino acids. The record is from RefSeq and is a predicted model, not a curated record. The transcript is spliced from 4 exons. Lineage: Eukaryota; Metazoa; Chordata; Mammalia; Chiroptera; Vespertilionidae.